CCACCUCUAGGAUGUAAGUAAUGGUGAGAAGAUGAACAUGAAAACAGUGCAGCCUGAGUGACUGGAGAAAAACAGCAGCCUGCUUUAGCUGCAGUGUUAUGUAGGAGUCGUUUCCAGACUUCUUACCGUAGAUUUUUCAGCACAAACUGCUAGCAGGUUUUGGAAGGCUGAGCAAGGACUUGCCACUGCUGUGUUAGUGUUUUCUGUGUAGCAUCAAACUGCCUUGCUUUUCCCUGGACAGCUGUGUUCAGAGCUUCAGGUGGAAAUCUUUCUAUUGAAGAGAGAUAAAAAGGAUCUUUAAUCUGAUUCUCUUUGGAUCUUUCUAUUUUUAUGGUAUAAGUUUAUCUAUUCAUGGGGCUGAAAAGCGUAUGCAAAUCUGUCAGCGGAGGACUGCAGCACGCUACCCAGUGUCACAGCGUCCACCUGUGGUUGGGCACCCUUCAUUACCACAAGUCAGAAGGUCAAUAAGCAUGGAAGCCUCAUCAGCUGGAUCGAGUAAUCCAACAGCCUCUGGUGGAAAAGCAAAAACUCACCAGCCAGAAGGAAGAGAGGAUUUGCAGGUUAACCGUUUGGAAACACAAAUAUGGAUAAAACCAGAUGCACAGAAGACAGAUGUGGACUUUUCAGAAAUUCUUAAUGCUAUACAAGAAAUAGCCAAGGAUGUCAACAUUUUUUUUGAUGAGCUAGAAGGUGUGAACAGCCCUUCCAAAGAUGAUGAUUCCCUGCUUCACCAUGGUAACUUGACCAGUACUUCUGAUGAUGCCAGCAGGUUGGAAGUGGUGGGAGAGGAAGUACCUGAUAAAAACAAAGCCAAUGGAUUGUAUUUUAGAGAUGGAAAAUGUCGGAUUGACUACAUCCUGGUAUACAGAAAAUCAAAUCCACAGACAGAAAAGAGGGAAGUAUUUGAAAGAAACAUCAGGGCAGAAGGAAUUCAAAUGGAAAAAGAGUCAUCUCUAACAAACAGUGACAUCAUCUUUGUGAAGUUGCAUGCUCCUUGGGAGGUCCUGGGCAAAUACGCUGAACUAAUGAAUGUAAGAAUGCCGUUCAGGCCCUUUAACCCCUUCACUGCUGGAGCCCCCUGCAUACUUGUGCGCUGCUGUUUUUUAAAUGGACAUUUCAUUGAAAUCAAUGGGAGGUCAAGAAGAUCCAGGAGAAAAAUCUAUUACCUGCACCGCCGAUACAAGUUCAUGAAUAGGAUCGAGAAACAAAUAAGCAGGUUUCGAGGAUGGUUACCUAGAAAGCCAAUGAAACUGGACAAGGAGACACUGCCAGAUCUGGAAGAGAAUGACUGCUAUACUGCUCCUUUCAGCCAACAAAGGAUCCACCACUUCAUCAUACACAACAAAGACACUUUCUUCAAUAACGCUACAAGAAGUAGAAUUGUACACCAUAUCUUACAAAGAGUGAAAUAUGAAGAAGGGAAAAACAAAAUUGGUCUGAAUCGAUUGCUCAGUAAUGGCUCCUAUGAAGCUGCAUUUCCUCUUCAUGAGGGAAGCUACAGAAGUAAGAAUUCAAUAAAAACCCAUGGGGCAGAAAAUCACAGACACCUGCUCUACGAGUGCUGGGCUUCCUGGGGAGUCUGGUAUAAAUACCAACCACUGGAUCUAGUGAGACGAUACUUUGGUGAGAAAAUCGGGCUGUACUUUGCCUGGUUAGGCUGGUACACAGGGAUGCUCUUCCCAGCUGCCUUCAUUGGAUUGUUUGUCUUUUUGUAUGGAGUCACUACUUUGAACCACUGCCAAGUCAGUAAAGAAGUCUGCCAAGCUACAGAUAUCAUAAUGUGUCCUAUAUGUGAUAAAUACUGUCCUUUCAUGAGGCUGUCAGACAGCUGCGUUUAUGCCAAGGUAACACACCUUUUUGACAAUGGAGCUACUGUCUUUUUUGCUGUUUUCAUGGCAGUGUGGGCUACUGUUUUUCUGGAGUUUUGGAAACGAAGGCGAGCAGUAAUUGCUUAUGACUGGGACUUGAUAGACUGGGAAGAAGAAGAGGAAGAGAUACGUCCGCAGUUUGAAGCCAAGUACUCCAAGAAAGAACGAAUGAACCCCAUAUCCGGAAAGCCAGAGCCUUAUCAAGCAUUUGCAGAUAAAUGCAGCAGACUCAUCGUUUCUGCAUCUGGAAUAUUUUUUAUGAUCUGUGUGGUGAUUGCUGCUGUUUUUGGCAUUGUUAUUUACCGCGUUGUGACUGUCAGCACUUUUGCUGCCUUCAAGUGGGCUUUAAUCAGGAAUAACUCUCAGGUUGCAACGACAGGGACUGCAGUGUGCAUCAACUUUUGCAUCAUCAUGCUACUGAAUGUGCUGUAUGAAAAGGUUGCUCUUUUCCUGACAAAUUUAGAGCAGCCUCGUACAGAAUCUGAGUGGGAGAACAGCUUCACAUUGAAAAUGUUUCUUUUUCAGUUUGUCAACCUGAACAGCUCUACCUUUUAUAUAGCAUUCUUCCUUGGAAGAUUUACAGGACACCCUGGAGCCUACCUAAGGCUGAUAAACCGGUGGAGACUGGAAGAGUGCCACCCUAGUGGAUGCCUUAUUGAUCUCUGUAUGCAAAUGGGUAUCAUAAUGGUGCUAAAGCAGACUUGGAAUAAUUUCAUGGAACUGGGCUACCCGCUAAUUCAAAAUUGGUGGACCAGAAGAAAACUACGGCAAGAGUAUGGCACACAGAGAAAAACAAGCUUCCCACAGUGGGAAAAGGACUACAACCUGCAGCCUAUGAAUGCUUAUGGACUGUUUGAUGAAUACCUAGAAAUGAUUCUUCAGUUUGGAUUCACAACCAUUUUUGUGGCAGCUUUUCCAUUGGCACCACUUCUGGCCUUACUUAACAAUAUUAUCGAAAUUAGGCUUGAUGCAUACAAAUUUGUCACCCAGUGGAGAAGACCUUUAGCUUCAAGAGCCAAAGAUAUAGGAAUAUGGUAUGGGAUUCUGGAAGGCAUUGGAAUUCUUUCUGUUAUCACAAAUGCAUUUGUUAUUGCCGUGACAUCAGAUUUCAUCCCUCGACUUGUUUAUGCUUACAAAUAUGGACCCUGUGCAGGCCAAGGAGAAGCUGGGCAAAAGUGUAUGGUUGGCUAUGUUAAUGCCAGUUUAUCAGUAUUUCUGGUGUCGGACUUUGAAAACCGUUCAGAGCCUACAUCAAAUGGAAGUGAAUUCUCUGGUUCACCAUUGAAAUAUUGCAGGUACAGGGACUACCGAGACCCUCCUCACUCCCCAGUGCCCUAUGGCUACACGCUGCAGUUCUGGCAUGUCCUAGCAGCACGGCUGGCUUUCAUUAUUGUAUUUGAGCACCUUGUCUUUUGCAUAAAGCACCUGAUUUCCUACUUAAUCCCAGAUCUUCCAAAAGAUCUGAGAGAUCGAAUGAGGAGAGAAAAAUACCUGAUUCAGGAAAUGAUGUAUGAAGCGGAAUUAGAACGUCUGCAGAAAGAAAGGAAGGAAAGAAAGAAGAAUGGAAAAUCUUAUCACAAUGAGUGGCCAUGAUGGGGUGAGAAGAAACUGCUUAAAAGAAGAUAGGAGUUCUUUCUAUUAAAAAAAAUCCUGGUUUUCUGUGGUAGAGAGCAACAGUGAAAGAGGAACAGUCAGUGUUGUGUGCACUCAGCACAUGUGUACCCAUAUUUAAAAUGGUGAAUACUGUGCUAAGUCUUUUCAAAUUUGGGGUCUUACAAGGCUUAGUCUUCUCCAGAGCUAAUAUUGGCAUGAGCAGCGCAGACCAAUGCCUAAGUCUCCACACUAUUUCCAGGCAUGGCUUAAAUUCAAGGCCGUGAACUUCAAAGCAGCUAAGUAUCUUUACAGUGCUUUACAGAACCUAAUGAUCUCAUGGCUCCUCAUCAUGGCUGAGCAGCUAGUUCAUAACCAGUGACUGCUCAUUAGCAACAUGAUAGUUCAUGUCCACAUGUGUAGUCACCACAUGCUGAACAUGCAUGGCAAUGAUGCUCUCUCCCAUGGUGGAAUAAGUGGUGGAAGCUAGCAUCUACCAUGAGUUAAGUUAACAUAUGGGGAUUGCCUCCAUAACUUGAACAAUACCUUAGUAUUUGUGAGGAGAUCUUUGAUCAUGAGUCCAAUCAAAUGCUUUAACAUGGGUUGAAAAAAUUACACAUGCAGAAGUUUUGGCAGAUAGGCAAGCACCUAAAUGUGUCCAGAGGUGUCUUAACUGUAGGGUCAUUAAUUUAGACACAUUAUUGUGAAAGGUUAGUAACUUUUGAAGAUCUGAACAGUGCCUUUUCAGCUAUGGGUCUGUCUGGUCUCUGAAGGAAACAAAUCAAGCUAGGACACCUCAUCCAAAAUUGCUUGUAUACUUGUAUUGCAAGGCCACAUCAAGGCCUAAUCAAGAAUGAGAAUAUAUGAUACACAUAACAGAAGACUGUCUGUGUCUUAAGUAAAUCAACAAUAACAAAGCAAAACAAACAAACAAACAAUGGAUGAACAAAUUCAACAAAGCAAGAGAACACGAUCAUCCAUAAUCUCUGCUCUUUUAUUCCUUCUUCUGUUGUCUGCACUGGGAGAAAACAACUAGGCUGUAGUAUGAAAUAGCUUGAAAUCUGUUGUGCACAGCAGUUCUACAUAGGCUGUAGAAUUAGAUUUGGCCAAAAUGGGCCACUGACUAUAUCCUUUUGCAAAUUGCUUAGCAUUAAGAAAUUAAAAGUUUGCAGGUCAUUAGUCCAAAAUAGUAGACUUGUAACUCUAAUGACUGCAGAAUUGCUGGACAGAGCAACACAAAUCAAAAUACUGAGUGUUGUGAAAGCUCCACUGCCUCUUGCCUCAAAGUGAUAAUACUGCAAUUCUUGCCAAACGUGCAGGAGCGUAAUCAGCCACAACAUGAAGAAGGAAGUUCAAAAGCCCAGACUGUAAGUAGACUGCAAGGAACCAUAUGUCUUCGUAAAGAUACAGCUACAUGCAAAAUACUGAAGCUCAUCAAUUCAAUUAGCACUUUUCCAAGUAAUUGGAGCUUCAAAAACAGUAUGCUUUUCUCAGAGCUAUUAAUGAAUAAUGUCCUUGUUAGUUUAAAGGCAUUUGACAGUGAGAAAAAUUCAGCACGCUGUUUCUACAAGUUCUUCUAGAAACCAUUCAAUAGAAGUGGCAUUGGACAAAUCACACAGUGCAAGAUCCUUUGUAUGGAUGCCUCAAACUCCAGUAAACAUCAGGACCACCUUUACCAAGACCUUGUAUUGCCAAAUUAGAUCUGUUAACUUUGUUCCACUGCAAGGUAGAACUGUGCUAUUUCUAUGAGGAGGAAAGUUUUGAUAAAAAGCAGUAUGGUUUGGUGGAAGAAAAUGUUUGCAUCCUCAUCUCGGUAGCCACUGCCAGCCUACAUUUUUCUUCCUUUGAAUAAGGAACUCCUCUAGUACUAAUCCAUCUUCCUGCACAGAGGAUAAAUGGCUUCCACUAUCAGGUGCUCGUGACCCAAGCCAGGAGUUCCUAUGAGGCAAUUCCUAUGAGGCCACUGAAGGAGUUUCAGGGUGAAUCUGUUCUCUAUUGACUUGCUGCCAAAAGGAAUAAGGAACACAACUAAUGGUUCUGGGAUAUAUUCCUGCCUAAUAAGCAAGAAACUUGUUUGUUCAUCUUUGCUUCACCUUACAGCUGCUGUGGACACAGCCUAUAUGGGCAGUGAAGAAAUGGGAAUGUUCUGUCUCAGUAAACAGAAGGAAAUAGAUAGGCAACAUCAUUCAUUCUUUUAUACACACAUGCCAAAUGAGUUAGUAUUUACCAUUCACCACUUAGGGAUGUAUAUUACACUAGCAAUCUGGAUACUCUCAGGCAGGAUCACUGUGCAAAAUCUCACUCAGACCAAAUUCACAUGAACAACUGGAUUAGGCUGCAUAUCCUCUGUGUUACAUCUCUAACAAAAACUCACAAAUGACUAAUUUAGAAAUUGUUUGCUAGGUAGUAAAAUAAGUUGUGAGUCAUACAUAAUAUCAGUCUCACCCAUAUGGGUUGUGAAUCUUUCAAAAAUCCUGCAGUUCCCAGAACUGAAUUGAAAUUGAGUAGAAUUUAAGCUGACUUCCACCCUGGAGCAAUCGCUACAAUAUAGUGUGUCAAAACCAAUAAAGUGCAGCAAAAACACAAUACAAAAUAAUUGCAUUUGGUACAAGUUUUCAACGUAGGUACACUGCAAUGAAUUUUCAUGACACUUCAUAGCUAGAAGUUAUGUCCUGUUCUGUCCAAACUGAGCACAUGAGCUGCUGUUUACCAGGCUUGUGCUGAGCGUGAUGCCGAAAGGGACUCUGACCUCCUUGGCAGAUCCUGAGUACAUUUCUGUCACUUAAUGUUGACCAGUCAAUGCACUGACAUUUCAGUCCUGCUGUUCUGCAGAGUAGAUUUCCCUUUAGUCCUUUAAGGCUUUAUAGCAGAACACUCAGGAAUGACAACUCCCUUUUUAUUUGCUCCAUUAUUUGGGAAAAUAUAUUACAUACAAUAGGCUAACAAUAAUACAUAGAAUUUAAAACAGUCUGUAGAUGGAAAAUUUAUGCCAUUCCAUUCUUUCUGAUCUGAUGAUGGAUAGGUUUUGUUUAAAACUCCAGGUGACCGCCCUGUAUGUUGUUUACUUAUUUCAGCUCCACAAGAGCACUACCUUCAAAGGAACGAGAAAAAAUGCAACCUCAAUGCAUGCCACAGACAUUUGCCAUAGCAAGCAGGACAACACACAUCAAAGGAUUUACUGUGAAAUCAUCUUGCAAUCAGCAUAGGAGUGAUCUCUAUAGACCACUUUUGACAGCAAGCAUGUACUUCAUGAGCAGUUACACGCCAGUUUUUAAAACCAAGGAAAAAAAUGUAUACUGGGACUGUUUUUCAGCCUGUUUGCUACGAUUUUUGCAUUCUGUCCCACAUUGGUUUUAUGAACCUUAGAAUAAUAAAUGUAAACGAGCACCCUGAAUACUUUGACAAAAGUAAAAGCCUAGGUAUAGAGCACCAUCUGUGUUCAAGCCACCAAAUACUACAACUGAAACCCUGUUUACAAAUCUGUUCUUUAUUUUAAAUCUUUCUGAGGGGAAUUAUGUUAUUUACCAUAUAUAUUAUAUAUAUAUAAAGUAUACAUAGAGAUUGUUUAUUUGUAAAUAGAAAAAAUCUUAUGGAGAAGAAUGUCAAGUUUUCACACUUACGUAAAAAAAUCAUCAACAUAAAGCCAUGUUUAAUGCUUGUAUAAUGUGACGCAAUAAACUUUAAAAUAAAUGACGCAUAUGAAAUGUUUGCUGUUUGAAAUCCACACAUUAUUUUCUAUUUAUCUUAUUUGUUCAGAAAGAAAACAGACCAGCUGAGUGGAAGUAAGUGUAAACGCAGACCAAAAGGGGCCAGGAUCCACUACCACCUUCGGUCUGUGAAUCUACGUCAUCAAAUAUUGCUCCUGUUGCCUUCUUAGUUCAUUUUUUAAUGUUUCCACUUGUUUCUCCUCUCAGCCCUCCCAGAUGCUGCAUGUAACUUGGGCAGUAUGGAGUGCUCCCAUUCCCAAGGAAUUAACUGGCACUGGCUAUCCUUCAUUUCUUUGUUGGGUGAGUUUUUAGCUGAGAGAGAUGAAGGAUCGUGGUGCAGGACUGUGAGGGAGACCCUGAGAAUUAUCUUGUUUUUACACAGGCAAAGCCCUGGCUCUGUUUGCAGCUAGACAAGGACAGUAUAUAGUCUCAGAGAAAGCAUUAUUCAAAAUUGUUUCAAUUAGUGAUGUCAAUUAAAACAGCAAGCGUA
Molecule: messenger RNA, 7655 nt
Organism: Lagopus muta (rock ptarmigan)
Lineage: Eukaryota; Metazoa; Chordata; Aves; Galliformes; Phasianidae
Gene: ANO4
Product: anoctamin 4
Exons: 28
Coding region: 369-3461 (1030 amino acids)
Biological process (GO): chloride transmembrane transport
Cellular component (GO): plasma membrane
Molecular function (GO): chloride channel activity; protein dimerization activity
Source: RefSeq, a predicted model, not a curated record